Messenger RNA from Camelus dromedarius (Arabian camel), 857 nucleotides. RefSeq names its product cancer/testis antigen 55 (gene CT55). The record is from RefSeq and is a predicted model, not a curated record. The transcript has 5 exons. Bases 130 to 855 code for a protein of 241 amino acids. NCBI's taxonomy places the organism in Eukaryota, Metazoa, Chordata, Mammalia, Artiodactyla, Camelidae.
CAGAGGAGCAGGCACGGCCUCUGGGCAGCUGCCGCCGUGUUCAGAGGGCGGCUGGGAGGCGGAGGCUUGGACCAAAGCAAGCCUCGUGCCCAGUGUCACGCAGGGCCAGGCCGCCCUGACCACGGGACCAUGCUCCGGUUUAUUUCCAGGGCUCUUGCCUCCUGGAGAAGAAUGGACUCGUCGGAGGCAGAGAAGGCGCAGCAUCUGAGGCUCUUGGAAGGUGACACCAAGCUAAAAACUGUACAGGGAGUUGUGACAAAGUUCUGCAGUGAUUAUGGCUUGAUUGAUGAGCUGAUCUACUUCAGUAGUGAUGUUGUGACUGGCAAUGUGCUUCUGAAAGUUGGGCAAAAAGUUACUGCAGUUGUGGAGGAAGAUAAAACAUCUCACGGAUUGAAAGUGAUCAAAGUGGAGGCGUUCUGUGACAAUGGCAAUGGUGAUGGACUGUCAGACUCCUGUACUAGAGUUUCUCUUGGCUGUGUUAACUCUCUGAUGGAAGACGUUAACUGCAUUAAUCAUACAACUUACUUCUCUCUAGAUGUUGUUUGUAAAGGUUUUGAGCCUUAUCAAGGUGACCGAGUCGAAGUCAAGUUUUCCAUCCAGCCAGACACCCAGAGCAGAAAAGCCCUCUCAGUGACGCCUCUGAGACAUAAGCACGUGCAUGAGGUCUGCAUUACUCACCUCCGUGGAAGAAAUGGGGUGAUAGACGAUAGUAUCUUUUUCACUCUGGAUUCUCUGAAACUUCCUGAUGGAUACGUACCUCGAGUAUCUGAUGUCGUCAAUGCGGUCGUGGUAGAGAGCGUUCAGUCCUGCUAUAUUUGGAGGGCGAUUUCUAUGACUCUAGUGAAAAGAGGAUAAUA